AUGAAUGAAACCCGCUGGAAUUCACGGUAUGAGAUGAUCAAACGAGUUAUUAAGCUCGGACACUACAUUAAUACAAUCAUCAACCGCUUCACCGCAAAUCCCGCCCAACUUCCCGCACACAUCAAGCUUGACGAGCUCAAAAGUUACGCUCUGUCGGUUAUGGAAGUCGAUUCUCUUCAGGAUAUCGAAUUAAUUCUGGAAAAAGCCAGCGGAUACGGGAACAACAUGGGAGCCUCGACUAUAUCGACAAUCUCCAAAAUGUAUCUGGAGGCGUCCAUACGACUAUCCUACUUCACCAAAAUGAAGACAUAUCUCGCCGAGAUGGAGAUCGUCCGUAUCACCACACAACAACAAAACACUCUCCUUGCCGCCAUAUAUUUCGAUCCAAACCUCUUGGACGACAAGAUCUGGAAGGGCGUAAGCGACACGUCCCUCAAGGAAAGGGCAAUGGAGGCUAUUAUCAAGGAACUUAUCAAGGAUUAUAAAACCGCUGUUACACGACGCUUUUUACGCAUUCAGUCGACGUCGUGCAAGGCUGAGCGUGUCUUCAGCAAGGCCGGGUAUCUUACUUUGAACCGCAAGUCUGGCCUCAGCACACCCAAUCUUCAUCAUAUCCUGUUCUCUAGCAGCAUAACCACGGCCUUAACAGAACUGCAGAAGGAAAUAGAGGAGGCCAAGAGCAUAUCGACGGCAACAUAG
Molecule: messenger RNA, 699 nt
Organism: Linnemannia hyalina
Lineage: Eukaryota; Fungi; Mortierellomycota; Mortierellomycetes; Mortierellales; Mortierellaceae
Source: the annotation of a GenBank genome assembly